AAAGGAUUAUUCCGGACAACUGUGUGGAAGAAACCCUCAUGGGCUCCGUUUUCUGACUAAAGGAAUCGAGACUUUCCUCCGUCAUCUGCACCUGCUCCACGCCCUCCCCUCACCUUCACCUCCUCUGACGAGAGGCCUGGUUGGAGUGGGCAGAGUGGAGGCUGGGUAAGGAGCUGCUGCGUCCGCAAGGGGAGCGGAGACGGUGGAUAUGGACCUGGACGUGAUGGCUGACAACGUGAACCACGGAAAAGGAGGUUGUUUUAUGCUCAAUUGUGCGUCUUGAGAGAUAUAUCGUGCUGGUGAUUUAGGUUUAAUGCACAAUAAAGCUUUCCAGAGUGCAAGCAUGGGUGAAAACAGACGCACGCGCGGGUUGCCAGCUCGGGCAGAGCCCCGUCCAUGCAUGCGCGCUUGGUUUGUUUUCUUUUGCAGUGAUUUGAAUGAGCUUAUAUUACAAUUUGGAUGAUUUGAUUUGUGCCUUUUCCUGAUGCUGGGAUGCAACAGAUUUCACAGGCUUUGUCGGUUUGGCUUUGCGCAUUGUUCUGUGCGCAUCUUUCAUAUUUUUUCCUGCAGGGUUUGGCUUUCAUUCCUUCUCUAUUUUAGAUGUGGCGCAUAAGUUUUCAAGCAGAAACCAACUCAGCUGAUGACUUUUGGGUUUUAUACUGUGAUUUAAUAAAGAAAACAUCAACGUGAGCCAGUCCGCGCGGUGCUGGUGGUACCAGUGCCAUGCUUUCCAUUGGUUCCUGUUUACAUGAUGCCCACAGGACAGGCGGUGAUUGGUGGCUCCUCACACGUGACCAGGCAACUUUGUACAUUUGACAGGGAGUAGGAGGGUUUUGUGGAGAUCAGAAAAACGACAGCGCGAUAAAAAUUAGUAUUGUUGCACUUCACAAAUUAAUGACCAUGAGUUCCUACUUGAUAAACUCCAACUAUAUCGAGCCUUCCUUUCCUCCAUGCGACGAAUAUCAGCAGAGCGGAUACAUCCCCAGCCAUGGUGAUUACUACGACCGGCCAAAAGAUACGGGUUUCCCCCACCACGACGAGCAAUCCUAUCCGAGGUCAAACUACACAGAGACGGGUUACGAUUACGGUAACGUCCCCACCGCCGGACUCGACGAUUUUGGCGACGGGCACCACGCGCAGCAGCAGCAGCAGCCGCUUCCACAGAGCCACGGUCCGCGCCUCGCCGCGGCGCCGGACGGUGGCGCAGGGGCAAAUGCCAGCAAAGACUGCAGCCUCGGCAGCGAGGUGUAUCCCGGCGUGGCGAAGGGCAAGGAGCCGGUGGUCUAUCCUUGGAUGAAAAAGGUUCACGUUAGCACCGUCAAUGCCAGUUACAAUGGAGGAGUGCCCAAGAGGUCCCGCACCGCUUACACCCGCCAGCAGGCUCUGGAGCUCGAGAAAGAAUUUCACUUCAACCGCUACCUGACCCGGCGGAGGCGGGUGGAGAUUGCGCACACGAUGUGUCUAUCCGAGCGCCAGGUCAAGAUCUGGUUUCAGAACCGGAGGAUGAAGUGGAAAAAGGAGCACAAGCUUCCAAACACCAAGAUCCGCUCCUCCAGCUCGGCCUCAGCCUCCGGGCCCCAGCAGCAGCAGCAGCAGAUCAAAACAGGCCAGCAGCUCGUCCCCACGCCGUGCACUGUGGGUCUAUAGUGGAUGAACCUCCCAAAGGAAAAAAAAAUAAAAUCCCAGACUGAGAUGGCAAACAACACGGGUGGAGUUUGAUGGACCGAUCUUCAGUAUUUUACACUCUUGGUGUUAUCUUUGUCACCUUCUGCCAUUGGGCCCAUUUCACGUCUUUUGUACCCCUUCCCCAUACGGUCGCCCUCUUCAUAUAAGCUUGAAACACACAUUUAAUUGCCACGGUGGCAACUGAAGUCUUUAUAUAUUUGUUUAUAAUGAAAGAACGCACAUUCAAAUAGAUCUGUAUGUUUCAUUGGAAUGAGAGCAAAGUAAGUUUCAGCUCAUUUUUCUAUGUUGAUUUUGUUCUGUUUUUUAUAUAUUUUUUGAAUACUUUUGCUCACAGAAAGUACAAAUAUACUUGAAAGUUAUUAUAGCGAGAUGUCUGCCUCAGAAGCGACUCUAGAGGCAGGGUGUAGUUUGUGUGUUUGAGUGGGUCGGUUUUACUGUUGAAUGUAAGUGACUUUCACAUCAGAUGUACAUAGACAAAUCCUACCUAAUGAAGGCACAAUAAGGAAAAGCGUUUCGUUCACUCCGUUGGUGUCGUGAGGUCCAGUUUUCAUUUGUGCUCGUGCGUCCUUUUGUUGUGCUGUGUUCUAAAACUGUGAAUACGUGUACGUGUCGUCUCAGUAAAUGGCUGUUGCAAUGUAGGCUUAUAGCGUAUAGGUUUAACCCUGUUCUGAUGAAAUAAAUACGUGAUCAAGGCUGA
Molecule: messenger RNA, 2383 nt
Organism: Oryzias melastigma (Indian medaka)
Lineage: Eukaryota; Metazoa; Chordata; Actinopteri; Beloniformes; Adrianichthyidae
Gene: hoxa4a
Product: homeobox A4a
Exons: 4
Coding region: 895-1647 (250 amino acids)
Biological process (GO): regulation of transcription by RNA polymerase II; anterior/posterior pattern specification; embryonic skeletal system morphogenesis
Cellular component (GO): nucleus
Molecular function (GO): RNA polymerase II cis-regulatory region sequence-specific DNA binding; DNA-binding transcription factor activity, RNA polymerase II-specific
Source: RefSeq, a predicted model, not a curated record